Molecule: messenger RNA, 522 nt
Organism: Saccostrea cuccullata (small rock oyster)
Lineage: Eukaryota; Metazoa; Mollusca; Bivalvia; Ostreida; Ostreidae
Exons: 3
Coding region: 1-522 (173 amino acids)
Source: RefSeq, a predicted model, not a curated record
AUGGGGAAAGAAAAAUUGUCCCUCGACAGCUCAGCUUGUCCAUUCAGUUACGUAGGUGGUUCACACUACUCCGAUCCAGGAGCAGCAGUAGACCCUCUUUGUUUGCCAAGGAAUCCUGAGUGGGAGAGAUAUAAGGAUAAAGUUGAAACUUGGAGAGGAUAUGUGUAUGGCUCUGAAUAUGAAACGCAUGAUGGACAUUUUGCUAAACUUUACAAUCACAAUGUACCAUGUGCUGUUUGUCUUCUGAGAGAUAAAUCAACAACAGCAGUUUUUCCAGCAAGAAAAUCCUGCUACAGAGGUUGGAGGUUAGAGUACAAAGGUUACCUUAUGUCAGGGUAUCAUGGGAGUAAUGCUGGUACAAUGUAUACUUGUAUUGACAAACAUCCUGAUACUGUUGCUGGGGGCCAUGCGAACCAUAAUGGCUACCUCUUCUAUCCAGUGGAGUCUCGCUGUGGGUCGCUGAACUGUCCGCCCUACGUAGAAGGACGAGAACUCACAUUUGCUGUUUGUUCUGCACCAUGA